AUGGGGACCAAGGCCAAAAACAUAGUAUUCCUAAAGGGUUUAAACGAUGCAAAGUACUGGAAAUUCUUCAAAAGAUGUGCAUUUGGUGAAGCUAACCCUAAUGAUCAUCCCAAAUUGGAGUUGAUUGGCAAGCAAAUAGCAAAAAAGCUUGUUGGCUCACCAUUAGCAGCCAAGACAAUUGGAGGUGUACUGAAGUCCAAGCUAGAGGAAGAACACUGGAGGAACAUAAUGGAAAGCAAAUUGUGGCAAGUGGAACAACAGAAGGAUGACAUUUUCCCAGCUCUAAAAUUAAGUUACGAGCACUUGCCUACUUCAGCCUUGAAGCAGUGUUUUGUCUACUUUUCUUUGUUUCCCAAGAACUACCACUUUGACAAAGACAGAUUAGUCAGAAUGUGGAUGGCACAAGGUUUUCUUCAAUCCAAUGAAUCAGGGAAGAGAAUGGAAGAAGAGAUAGGUCGGGACUACUUUGAUGAAUUACUAUAUAGGUCCUUCUUUCAGGACACCGAAUUGAUCAAACAGUCUAAAAUAUAUGUGGUUCAUGACCUGCUGCAUCACCUUGCAGAAUCUUUGUCUGCUCAUGAACACUUUAGAGUUGAAGAUGAUGAACCAGCAGAAAUCCCAGAUCGGGUGUGGCACAUGUAUAUUAGUUCAAGUAAUCUGGCUAACAUCCAUGAGAAUCUACACAAGCUGAAAAUUUUGCGUAGCCUCGAAGUCAGUGGUAGUUUACUGGAUAACCUCUACAGGUACAAUCUCAUAAAUUUCAUAGAAGAAGCAUUGAAACAAUUGAAAUGCCUCCGGGUUAUUGUUCUGGAUGAACUACCUGAGAGUAUUGGUCACUUGAAGCAUCUCAGGUAUCUGGAAGUCCCAGGCGGUCAAUUAUUAGGCCUGCUGAAGUCUGUCUGCAGGCUUUACCAUGUACAAGGGUUGAGUCUCCAGUUUUGUGUGCCGUUGCAUCAAGGCAGCCCGUUACCUACAGGAAUGCACAAAUUAAUAAGCAUGCGUUAUCUAGACAUAAAUCAGGAGAAAGUUUCUACUAUCAGCGAAAUUGGUAGAUUGAAAUCUCUGCAAGUGCUGAAAGAGUUUCAUGUAAGGAAGAAGAAAGGAUAUGAGCUAGGACAGUUGAGAGACAUGAGGCAACUUCAAGGACAAUUAAGCAUUAUGAAUCUAGAUAUGGUUGGAAGUGCAACAGAGUGCAUACAGGCCAGGUUAGAUAACGAAGAGCACCUUAAUGCAUUGCUUUUGUUCUGGAGACAAUUGGAGAAAAGAGACAAUAACCCUGACAAGCAUGAAGAGGUAUUUGAAGCUCUUCAGCCACAUCCCAACCUCACUGAGCUGAGAAUCACAGGCUAUAUGGGAAUCAAAUCUCCAAGUUGGCUGAACCAAACCUUGUUAUCCAAUCUUGAACAUUUGGAACUAGAGGAUUGCCAGGGUUGGGAAGCCUUGCCACCACUUGGAUUACUACCUUUCCUCAGAAUUCUGCAUCUAAAAUCUCUAAAAGCUGUAAAGCAUAUUGGCCCUGGAUUCUAUGGUGACAAUGUUACAACAUUCCCCUCACUGGAGGAGCUUCUGUUCAGUGACAUGAUUGAAUGGAGCCAGUGGUCAGGAAUAGAGACAAGCCAUCAAUUAUUCCCUCGCCUCUCUAGGCUACAGAUCAAUCGUUGCCACAAGUUAAGAGGAUCACUUGUUAUGCCCACUUUGCUUGAAAAACUUCAUGUUGUGCUCUCAGAUGAUCCUACCUGGGAAUCACAUGAAAAGCCACAAGUUAUUCUAUCUGAUGAUAUCUGGGACUCAUGUGAAACCAAAGAUAUUUCAUCAAUUCUGAAACUUAGCAUAGAUAACAUCUCACUGCUCACUGAUUGCCUUCCAGCCGAGAGUCUUUCCUCAGUGUAUAGACUGGAUGUUAUUUACUGCAGCUCCCUUGUAUCUUUUACUGAUGAACAAGAGAAGUGGUUCCAGAAGCUAACCUCACUCAAAGAACUAAGAAUCACUGACCGCGACAAUCUAACUGAACUGCCAAGUGAUCUGAUAAACCUUGCAUCUCUGGAGACAUUGCAGAUUCAGAAUGCCCAAAACUUGACCAGCCGUCCUGGAAAGGCCUGCCAAGCUAGCUGA
Molecule: messenger RNA, 2112 nt
Organism: Musa acuminata AAA Group (dessert banana)
Lineage: Eukaryota; Viridiplantae; Streptophyta; Magnoliopsida; Zingiberales; Musaceae
Product: putative disease resistance RPP13-like protein 1
Exons: 1
Coding region: 1-2112 (703 amino acids)
Biological process (GO): defense response to other organism
Molecular function (GO): ADP binding
Source: RefSeq, a predicted model, not a curated record